This is a messenger RNA of Numida meleagris (helmeted guineafowl), 5213 nucleotides long. RefSeq names its product protein tyrosine phosphatase, receptor type C (gene PTPRC). Gene Ontology annotation, biological process: negative regulation of protein kinase activity; protein dephosphorylation; positive regulation of peptidyl-tyrosine phosphorylation. Gene Ontology annotation, molecular function: protein binding; protein tyrosine phosphatase activity. Bases 428 to 4111 code for a protein of 1227 amino acids. Lineage: Eukaryota; Metazoa; Chordata; Aves; Galliformes; Numididae. The transcript is spliced from 35 exons. The record is from RefSeq and is a predicted model, not a curated record.
UGAGUUUCACCUGGAAGCCUGAACAUGGGAACAAAUAGCUUUGGGCAACACCAGCUUAAACUGAAAAUGAAUAAAGGGAAUAAGAAGAAUUUCCUUUCUUCUAGUGAAAAUACUGAUAUUACAGUAGGAAGAAAGAAGGCUUUUUUUUUAGUCUACAUAAAGCAAGUGAACAUUUGGAAAGUUCUGCAGUUUGUGAAAUGCUUGUUAUUAUGGCAUUGAUGAUACUGAAGAAAUAACAAAGCCCUGCAGUGUAGAAAGUUGUGUCAUAGAAAUCUUGAUAGUCCAUAAAUGAGAGGAGGCUCAAUAAAAUUUAUGCAACAGAAAAGUGAAUAUGAAGAAAAAGAAUGAUGGUUUCCUGAGUCCAGUCCUUUGAAAAAGAGAGACACAUGCUGCUUCAUAAGGAUACGCCUGAUUUCCAGAAAUAACCAUGUUUUUGUGGCUUAAACUCAUGGCAUUUGGCGUUGCCUUUCUGUGCCAGGAUGCUUUUGCCCAAGCAGGAAAUGAUAAUUUGACCUCUGCCAGCUCUCUCUCCUCUGCGUUACCUACACCUACACGCUCCACAUCAUUCUCACCUCCAAGCACCACUGCAGGAGUUCAGCCAGCAACAACUGGUGCCUCUCCCGCAGCCAGCACACACCUCUCCACGCACACAGGCUCCAGCCCGGCCACAGGACUUGGCCACUCGCAGCAUAGCAGCCCCGCUGCCCUCACCACACGCACUCUCACUGCCUUUCACCAGACUGCAUCAGAUUAUUACAGUUCAACAUCCUUGCACAGCACCACCUCACCAGUCAUCAUGCCAGCAAGCACUGAGACCAUCCCCACUAGCACAAUAGAAAGUACCACCACAACAACAGAAGAACCUUGUGGUAAUGAUAUUGAUUAUGUGAGUAUAGUGGACAGGGAUGACUCAACUGAAGUUAUGCUAAAGAAUCUCAAAAGAAACAGAGAAUAUACUAUUUUGGGAGAUGGUGUGAACGUCACAGUGAAUGCCAGCAACAGCAGUGCAAUACUUAAGAAAUGCAGAAGAUACACAGUUAAAUCUAAAAAUUGUGAAGACAUGUAUCUUACUAUUCCACCUGAUGAAAAAAAAUAUUCUUUUGAAGCCGUGAAGAUUGGAAACAACCUUGCAAAUUUCUCUUUACGAUCUUUAUGUGAUGGUUGCGAAAGUGCCUGUCCUAAUAUCACUGUAAGCUGCACAACAAGUUCCACAAGUUUAAAAGUCCCUGGCAAAUUAGUUGAUAACAGUUUAUUGGUAGAGCCUUUAUUGUCUGACAGUGAGUACACGUGCAAUGUUAUAGUAAGUUUUUUUGAAAAGAACUUUACCAAAGAACGCAACAUAUCCACAGAUUAUGAUCCUCCAGGAGCACCAGAAAACCUUGACGUGAAGUCUGCUGCCAGAAAUGUAACAGUUACGUGGAAGAAGCCUAGCAACACUUCAGAAAAGCAUAUAGAUGGCUAUACUGUGAAAUGCAAUUACAGUAAGGGAAACAAUGUUACCAAGACUGAGACCAGCUUUACUUGUGGCGGUUUAGAACCUUAUACCGUUGGUCACGUGUCCAUAGUUGCAUUUAAAGAAAGCAAGCGUAAAGGUGAAAUAAUUAUAGGAAAACCUGCGGAACACAACUUUACAACAGAAUCUGCAAAACCAGAGAAAGUGACUGACUUCCAAGUAAAAUUGAUAGAUGACAAUGCCGUUGAAGUUGUCUGCAGAAGUCAAAAAGUGUAUGGAAGGUUAACAAAAUUUGAAUUGUCUUGGAGUUCCAGCACUGAGAGUGGCAAGAAUGAGAGCUACGAUAAUUGCCACUUUGUAGAAAAAGGUCUCUCUUACUUGACAAAAUAUACCUUUGAGGUCUCUGUGUUUAAUGGAGAUUAUACAGGAGAGUCAGUAUAUCACGAAAUAAAUACCAGAUAUAACUCGAGGGCCCUGAUUAUAUUCUUGGUGUUCUUGAUUGUUGUGACAUCAAUUGCUUUACUGCUGGUUCUGUAUAAAAUCUACGAUCUUCACCAGAAAAAGCUUAGCAAUUCUUCUGAAGUCAUCAGCCUAGUAGGAGUUAAAGAUGUUGAAACCCAGCUUUUGAACAUAGAGCCAAUACCUUCAGAGAAAUUGUUGGAGACAUACAAGAGGAAGAUUGCUGACGAAGGAAGACUUUUCUUGGAUGAAUUUCAGAGCAUUCCAAGAAUUUUCACUAAAUUUUCAAUGAAGGAGGCUAAGAGGAGCCAUAAUCAGAACAAAAACCGUUACAUCGAUAUCCUUCCAUAUGAUCAUAACCGUGUUGAGCUCUCUGAGAUUCCAGGAGACCCAGGAUCAGACUAUAUCAACGCAAGUUAUAUUGAUGGCUUCAAAGAACCGAGAAAAUAUAUUGCUGCACAAGGCCCCAAGGAUGAAACCACGGAUGAUUUCUGGAGAAUGAUCUGGGAACAGAAGGCAACAAUUAUUGUCAUGGUUACUCGCUGUGAAGAAGGAAACAGGAACAAGUGUGCCCAGUACUGGCCAUCAAUGGAGAAUGGCUCUGCAACAUAUGGGGACAUUAUUGUGAAGAUCAACGAAAGUAAAAUGUGUCCAGACUAUAUAAUUCAGAAACUACACAUCACAAAUGGAAGAGAAAGAACAUCUGGAAGAGAUGUCACUCACAUUCAGUUCACAAGCUGGCCAGACCAUGGAGUUCCUGAGGAUCCGCAUCUCCUUCUCAAACUCCGACGCAGAGUAAAUGCUCUCAGCAACUUUUUUAGUGGCCCAAUAGUGGUUCAUUGCAGUGCUGGAGUGGGGCGCACUGGGACCUAUAUUGGAAUUGAUGCUAUGCUGGAGGGGCUGGAUGCAGAAGGCAGAGUGGAUGUUUAUGGCUACGUUGUGAAGCUGCGCCGGCAGCGGUGCCUCAUGGUUCAAGUAGAGUCACAGUACAUCCUUAUCCAUCAAGCACUAGUGGAAUACAAUCAGUAUGGAGAAACAGAGGUCAGUCUCUCAGAACUACAUUCCUAUCUUAAAAAUCUGAAAAGAAAAGAUCCUCCAAGUGAACCUUCUCUGCUGGAGGCAGAAUUUCAGAGACUGCCUUCCUAUAAGGGAUGGCGGACACAGAACACUGGGAAUCGAGAGGAAAAUAAAAACAAAAAUAGGACUGCCAACACAAUUCCAUAUGACUUUAACCGAGUGCCAAUCAGAAGUGAAGAGGAACAAAGUAAGGAGGGUGACCAUGAUUCAGAGGACUCCUCAGAUGAAGACAGUGACUGUGAAGAAUCAAGCAAAUACAUUAAUGCUUCCUUCAUAACUGGUUACUGGGGUCCAAAAGCCAUGAUUGCAACACAGGGACCACUGCAGGAGACUAUCUCUGACUUCUGGCAAAUGGUAUUCCAAAGAAAAGUCAAAGUCAUUGUUAUGCUGACAGAGCUGAAAGAAGGGGAUCAGGAACUCUGUGCACAGUACUGGGGAGAAGGAAAACAAACGUAUGAUGGCAUAGAAGUUCAAAUGACAGAUGUCAACUGUUGCUCUAGCUACACCAUACGCGCAUUUGAUGUCACAAACCUGAAGAGGAAAGAAACACAGAAGGUAUACCAGUAUCAAUAUCACAAGUGGAAUGGAUUGGAUGUUCCAGAAGACCCCAAAGAUUUAGUCAACAUGAUUCUAAGCCUUAAACAAAAAGUCCCAUCCAGACCAACCUCUGAGGACAAUAGGAACAGCCGCAGUGUCCCACUUGUCGUCCACUGCUGUGAUGGAUCUCAGCAGACUGGUGUGUUUUGUGCUUUGAUGACCCUUUUGGAAAGUGCAGAAACUGAAGAAGUAAUAGAUGUUUUCCAAGUAGUGAAAGCUCUUCGUCGCAGCAGACUUGGAGUGGUCUCCACCUUUGAACAUUACCAAUUUCUGUAUGACACCAUUGCUAGUACCUACCCUGCACAGAAUGGACAAAUAAAGAGCAGCCAGCAGGAAGAUAAGGUUGAAUUUUGCAAUGAAGUAGAGAAAAAAGAUCAGGAAACUGAUUUGAUCACUAUUGAUCUUACUCCAUCCGCUUCAGAGGAAAAUGAGGCUCCUGAAUUUUGCGAUGAUUUGAAGGCUGCAGAUACCACUAAGGGGACAGAAAGUUCUACGAAUGGGCCCACAACUCCAGUUUUAACUUAAAAAUUUUUUUCAUAAGAAGUAUAUUUUUAUACAAAAAAAAAAAAUCUUAACCAAAGUAAGAAACAUGAUUUUUCCCCCCUCCCACCUUUUUGGAAAACAUUUAUAUUGAAUUUUCAAAGGUACAAAUUUAAAGUGAUACUUGAAACUUCUAGAAAGUGGCGAAGAACUGUGGAAGUUUAAUUUUUGUGUAGAUUUGCAUCUAAUACUUCAAAAACCUCUUCAUGAUCUUUGUACUUUUCCAUUUAAAAAUAUGUACAGUGUAAUACUAUAUUCUUAUUUUGAGCAGUGGGAAGUUUUUUUCUUCACUUCUGUAAGAAGGAGAAAAGCAACUCAACACACCACGACUAGUGUGUUGCUAAAGCAGGUCUGUGUUCAAAGCUAUUAGCAAGCAAAGCAACAUAAUCAGUAAGCAUGUCUCCUAUCAUUUCAGGACUUCUGACUAAGUACUGUUUUAAUAAUACUCUGAGGAACUUGUGGGACAAUUUCAAGAGCCUAACAUUUACACUGAGUGCCAGUUCCAGGGGUUACCAAGAUUCUGACCCUCCAUCCUCCCGAAUCAAUGUGGAUCAGAAGUUUUGCAUUUUUCUAUCUUGCCUCAAGAUGUCCUUGUUGCUCCACAGAAAUUCAUCUGUGAUUUCAAUAUUAAACUCAAAGAAGAAAGUUUGGAGAUUUAAAUGGUUGCAACCGUUCUGACAGAAAACGCAUUCUGUUUAUUCUUAGAGAUGGAAAUACUGCAUGCUUGCACAUUUCUUAUGCUUAUAUCCCGUGAUUUAAAGAGAAUACUUCCACAAAUGCACAGCUUGUUUUCAGAGCUGGAAAAUAAUUAAAUGCUUGUCUCUGAACUGUAGAUUUUGGCUAGUACAGGGAUUUUAUUUUAUUUUUCAGAUUUUGUAUGUUAUAGUUGUGAUAAUUUUACUGUUUCUUGCUGCAUUUUAGCAAAUUAGUUAACAAAGAUUGUUUUGUUCUACUGAAGUCUCUAAAAUGGUCAUUUUCUUCUAAAGGCACAAAAUCUUGCUCUAUCCAGCAUAUAGAUUAAAAAACAAACAAACAAAUUUCAGUAGGAAAACACACCAUUAAAUUCUUAUGAAAUUGUGUGAGCCUG